Messenger RNA from Cotesia congregata, 552 nucleotides. Lineage: Eukaryota; Metazoa; Arthropoda; Insecta; Hymenoptera; Braconidae. The record is from the annotation of a GenBank genome assembly.
CUUUUGAUGAUUUUUGGUUGCGCGUGGGCAAAGCCAGCCCCUGAACCACCAGUAGAUUCAUACUUCCCACCCUCCAGUGGCCUUAUCGGCGGAGGAGGCGGCUACCCUUCGGGUCCAGCAAAUGUCCAGGACACUUAUGGUCCACCCCAAAGACAACCAGUGAUCCACAAGCAUGUCUACGUCCACGUUCCCCCACCAGAAGCUCCAGAGUACAAGCCACCAAAGUACUUGCCGCCGCAACAAGCCCCGCAGAAGCACUACAAGAUCGUCUUCAUCAAGGCCCCAACCCCCCCAACUCCAACCGCCCCUGUCCUUCCAGCCCUGCCGCCACAGGACGAGCAGAAGACUCUGAUCUACGUUUUAGUGAAGAAACCCGAGGAAGCUCCUGAUGUUGUUCUUCCUACUCAAGCUCCCACUCAGCCCAGCAAGCCUGAGGUUUACUUCAUCCGCUACAAGACUCAGAAAGAACAGUCGGGAAGCUAUGGACCUCCUGCUCAACAGCCCCCAGACAGCUACGGACCUCCUUCUGCAGGAAAUGGCGGUCCUUACUGA